Molecule: messenger RNA, 2138 nt
Organism: Cyprinus carpio (common carp)
Lineage: Eukaryota; Metazoa; Chordata; Actinopteri; Cypriniformes; Cyprinidae
Exons: 6
Coding region: 1-1794 (597 amino acids)
Source: RefSeq, a predicted model, not a curated record
AUGCUCUGUGAAGAGGUAAUUCCUGACCUCAUACUGGACUGUACCACAGCACGGGAUGUUAUCAGCAAACUCUCUGAGGUGUGUGAAAAAGCAGAAGAGCUUAUGAAUAAAGCCAAACUGUCAGGAGUGUACGAAAUGACAAAGCUGGCUCUGAAAGUAGCUGAGUACUCAGCAGAUCUUACUCAAAUAUUGGGUGCCAUACCAACAGAAGAGAUAAUACAACAGAAAUUUGUUCCUGAAUUAUUGGAGAACAUCAGUGAGCUUCAGAAUGAAAUGACAAAGUAUGACCAAGAUGGACGACACAAUUUACAUGAUGUACAGCGCCUUAAAGGUGAACUUCUACAGACUAUCGCCCAGAAGGUGUCUGACCAAUUCAUCAGUUCUUGUUCUGAACAUAUAAAUUCUUUAAAGAACAGCAUAUUUAAGAGUCACUUGAACAGUGCUGCAGGAAAGGCGCUGGACCACGUCAUGCACAGACAUAAAACUCAGCGCUUCUUUGAUGCCCAGAGAGAAAAACACAACAAGAAAUCUGCGAGCCACAAGGAAGUGGAACAGCUGUCAGAUGAGGACAAAACAGAGCUAAAGCAGUAUACAGAAGAUAUGUGCAAAGCUGAUCAGCCUACUACAGCCCUCGAUGUGUACGUGCUCACAAAAAGCAGCCUGCUUGGUGGAAAAGGAAUUGAACUCACUGGCGUUGAUGAAAAUGGAAAACAGCUCACUGUGGAACGUUACCUAGGAACCAACAAAUCAGCAGGCGAUAUAAAAUUGAGAUUAACCAAAUCUCCAAAAACCACACAUCCAUCACAAGCUGAUACACAGCUGUACAGUGGGCGUUUUGACAUUGUACAGGAUGAUGGCAGGAUAGUCAGCGUUAACUUGGAUCAUCAGAACGCUCUUUAUCAUGCUGUAGCACAAGCAACUGGCAGCGAGACAAAGGACCUAAAGACAGAAGCUUUGAUGCUACGUAAGAAAGUGAAAAAUGAGAUCCAGACAAACUUUGAGUCGUACACCCCCCUGCUUAUUCUCCAGAGAGGAUACGACUUCUGUCACAAAAACCCCAGUAAAUACAGCAUAACUGGAGGAAGUAUAAAGAAGACCGACGUUGCUCUGCAGAAAUACUUACAGAGUGUUAAAUUCAUCAGAAGUGGCGAACAAGUCCUCAUCAAAAUGUACCAUCUUGGAUUUGUUGGUGAAUAUAAAAGUGUUGUAAGUGCUCUGAGGUCCAGUAAGAACACCACAGGGACACUUAACACAAGCCACAUUCCACCGAAGGACUCCAUCAGACUUGCUGAGUCUUUCAUAGAUAACCCAAACUCAGUGAGUGAGCUUAAAAAUAAAAACCUGCCGCUUUAUAAACUAAUCAGCAGCAUGAAGACUAACAAUAAUGGAUGGAACCUGAUUGCCAUGGAGGUUCUGGGACAAGAUCACAGACGAGCUUUAACUACGGGCCCAAGCAGCCACUCACAGACAGCCAGGAAACUUCUAGCAGACACCAUAAUUAGUGGAGACGUGGAGCUUCUGCUGAAACGCUGCAUGAUUCUACAUCACCCGCUCACCUCACAAAAGCUGAGAGAAGCUCUAGGUGAAAGCAUUCCCUCUCAGUGCCACGUUUUGUCCGAUGAAGGUAUCCGAGGCUACUACAAAGCAGGAUACAGAAACCGGGUGGCAGAGUACAGCCGCAUGGGAAUCCUGGAUCAGAACCUGUGUGAGCGUCUGGACGAGUGGGUGACUCAGGACCAGCACGAGGACACUAACACUGCAGAGUACAGCCAGGUUCUGCAGGGGUUACAGUAAAAAUGCCUAGUGUUAGUGAACACAAUUUCUCUUUAGUGCCUUAUGAUAAAUAUGAUGGUGCACUGAAAUUGCAUCGAUUGCAAUAAAUAAAUAAAUGGAAAAUUAUUUUAGCAAGUAAAGAUAUCUUGUAAUAUUGGUAGAUCAUUUUGGUAAUUUUAAGCAUUUAUUUUUAGAAUGAUAAAAUAGGCAUUUAAAACUCAAAAUCAGUAGAAGUAUCUAGAAAUAUUGUGUUCUAUUAAAACAAAUCUAGUGUUUUCUUGUAGAAACUUAAGUUUGGGUUUAAGCAUUUAGAAAAUCAGAAUACUACAGGGUUAUUCCACAAAACAAAAACAGAAAUCCAAACA